AAAUAAGUGGAGAGUUGAGUUUCAUCCAUUCGAUGGCAGCAUAAAAUGCCCUUGCAUGAAACUUGAGUCAUUUGGGAUACCUUGCUGCCACAUAAUUACUGUCAUGAAAUUUCAACAACUUGUAUCUAUCCCUAUGAGUUGUGUGGUUCAGAGGUGGACUAGGAGUGCUAGGUCAAGCAAUCCACAACCUAGUCUCACCAAAAUUCCUAACCUACUGACACAAACCACACGAUAUGGCAUAUUGAGCUCAUCAUUCAAUUUAUUGUCCUAUUAUGCGUCGCACACAGACAAAGAUUUUAUGGAGGCGAGGGAAGCAGGUUUCCAAAUGAUGUCUGAGAUGAAGAAGCGCUGGGAAAUGAGAAAUGCGGAUAAGGGUGAGGAAAAAAAUAGUGCCACCAAACUAUUUGGGAUUCGGGACCCCAAGGUAGUCAACACAAAAGGCAAUCCUGGGGGACCAUCUUCUGCCAGUAAACUCCCCACAGCAAGAAAAUGUGGGAACUGCAGGAGCAUUGGCCACACGAAGCGAACUUGUAAAAAAGUAAAAGCAAAGGAGAGAGAGGGUUGCGAAGAGCACUUUUCUGCAUUCACAAAUCCAGAGUUCUUCCCCCAUCAGGAUGAAGACGGACGUUGACAAAACAGGGCAGGGAACUAGCAAUGCAUAAGUCCAGUAGUCGUUGAUCUAAGUUGGUUUGAAUUGGAGGAACUUUAGGCAAAAUUUUAGGGAACUAAGCCUGGG
Messenger RNA from Rhododendron vialii, 736 nucleotides. RefSeq lists its product as uncharacterized. The transcript is spliced from 2 exons. The record is from RefSeq and is a predicted model, not a curated record. The coding region runs from base 56 to 631 and encodes 191 amino acids. NCBI's taxonomy places the organism in Eukaryota, Viridiplantae, Streptophyta, Magnoliopsida, Ericales, Ericaceae.